GGAUUUUCAGUUUUUUGCUAUUUUGAUGUUUCAUAUUACCUAAUAUUCAGUAUUUAGCCAGAAGUUUUUAUUUAAUUAAUUUGUAUAAUAAAUAAUAAUGAAUUUAAGUGGCCACGUAUAAAAUGUGUUUUAGCGCAAAUUAUUGUUAUGCUAUUUUAAAUAAUUUGACUAGAAUCGAAUGAAAACUACUACAUUAUUUCUACCUAAUAUUCUUUAGCUAUUCCACACGUAAAUAAAUAACAACAAUGGAUUUUUUGAAUACUAAUACCGGACAAAAUAACUUUAAUAAUCCAAAUGGUGGUCAUACUGCAAUUUAUAUCGAUGACCGGCCAAUGAAUAAUGUAGAAGGACGGAUGACUGUGUCUGGAUCAUUAAUGCAAAAUAUUGGUGACCCUGGAUUCAAUACAUUAGAUGAACCUAUUAAAACUACUAUUAUGAGAGACUUAAAAGCAGUUGGGAUGAAAUUUAAACAUGUCUUGUAUUUAAAAGAAAAAAAUACACUUCUCAAAGAAUGGGACUUGUGGGGCCCUUUGAUGCUUUGCACAUUCAUGGCUAUGGUUCUACAAGCGUCCCCAGAUUCCAUACAAAUGGGUGAUGGAGGUCCUGAGUUUGCUGAGGUUUUUGUUAUUAUUUGGAUAGGGUCUGUGAUUAUUACAUUAAAUUCAAAAUUACUCGGGGGCACAAUAUCAUUUUUCCAGAGUGUAUGUGUUUUAGGUUACUGUCUAUUACCAAUUGUUAUAGCUUUGAUAGUAUGCAGAUUUAUUUUAAUAUUUGAGCAAACCAAUUUCUUAUUUUUUAUUCGAUUUGCCAUAUCAAUUGGUUCAUUUUUAUGGGCCACAUAUGCUUCUGUUGUAUUCCUUGGAGAUAGUCAACCACAAGGCAAAAAAGCUCUAGCUGUAUAUCCAAUAUUUUUAUUUUACUUUAUCAUGUCAUGGCUUGUUUUAUCACAUACAGUAUAGCGUUGUUGAUCAAAAUUACAUUUUGAGAGGUUACGUGAGUUUUGUUUAUGACUUGUAAUUAUUUAUAUUAUUUUAAAAUAUUAACUAUUAAGUAAUUAUUUGGUACUUGAUGCCUCAAUGUAAAAAAGCAUCCUGUCAUGUGUAUAAAAAUACUAUAUUAAUGAAAUUUUUUUCUGAAUUGUUUCUGUGAAAUAAAUUUUUCAUAAUAUUAUUA
Messenger RNA from Rhopalosiphum padi (bird cherry-oat aphid), 1173 nucleotides. RefSeq names its product protein YIPF6. The record is from RefSeq and is a predicted model, not a curated record. Gene Ontology annotation, cellular component: membrane; trans-Golgi network. Lineage: Eukaryota; Metazoa; Arthropoda; Insecta; Hemiptera; Aphididae. Gene Ontology annotation, biological process: endoplasmic reticulum to Golgi vesicle-mediated transport. The coding region runs from base 246 to 959 and encodes 237 amino acids. The transcript is spliced from 8 exons.